GAAAAUAAUAGAAGGUAAUUUUGUUUUUUCUGCGAACCCGAUUUUUGUUUUGGUUACUUCAACCCCACCCUACCCACAAGCAUUACGAUAUUUUAGUGGUCUGGCCUGCUGGGACAGUAGUCAAAGUAAAAUAGUAGGGCGGGAGAGUUGUCAAAUUGCAAGUUUUGAAUUGCGGCCUGUUUGGAUGACAGUCGCAAUGAAAGAGUGGCCAAUCGGGACGACUGCUAAUAAUUGUAUUUAA
Messenger RNA from Scutellospora calospora, 241 nucleotides. The record is from the annotation of a GenBank genome assembly. NCBI's taxonomy places the organism in Eukaryota, Fungi, Glomeromycota, Glomeromycetes, Diversisporales, Gigasporaceae.